CGGAGGCCGGUGUGAUCUCAGCUCGCGCGGAGGCCUGGCUGGGGCCGCAGGACUGGGCCGGGCGGCGAGCAAGCGAGCUGGCGGGCGGGCUGGCACGUCUGGCUUGCGGGGGCAGCGGGCCCGUGGUGUGGGCCGUGGCGUUAGGGACGGAAGGGGCGGGCCGGGAGCUGCCUUGACGCGGCGGACGGGGGCGUCGUGGCCUCCCGACGGGCGGCCCGGGCUCCUUCUGGCCCAGGGCUGGGCGGCGGGGCGGCGGGAGCUGAGGGGGCUGCCGCGCCCCGUCGGCCCUGCCCUCCGGCCCGCUCUUGGCGGCCCGGGCCUCCCGGCCGCGCACCCGGCCCAGGGGCCUCGGUUCCGGGCGCCAUGUGCGGUCCCUGUAGCGCCGUGUAGUCUUUCUCAGCGCUUUGUUAGCUCCGGAGCGCUUUGUAAUCCCGGAAGCGCUUUGACAUCUCCGAAGUAGCGCCUUGCAAAGUGGAACAUUUGGCAAUCUCGGAAGCACGUUGUGGGCUUGGAAAACGAGCCGGAGCCUUCAGUUUAUCUUGGAUCAUUUCGACUGCUCCAAAGCGCUUUGGAAUCACACGCUGAGUGGAAGGGCUUUGGCAUCUCGGGAACACUGAGAACUGUGAUGGGCAGUGGAAAGAAAGGGGGAAGGUUCCCAUGGCGUCGGAGCGGCGCAAGGUCAAGUACCACUGGAGCAGCACUUCGGAAGGGUGCCCCAGCAAACGCAGCUGUCCCCGGGAGCCCAGUGAUGUGGCCCCCUCCAGCCGGCCAGCUCAUAGCUCUGCGUCGCGCUCAGGAGGGGCCAGCAGCCCCAAGCGCCUGAAAGCCCAGAAGGAGGACAAUGUGGCCUGCACGUCGAGGUUGUCCUGGGGCUCAUCCCGCCGCAGAAAUUCCUCCCCUUCCUCCUCCUCCUCCUCCCAUUCCUCAGGCCCAGGUGUGGGCGGGGCCGCCUCCAAAGGCUGUGUGAUCCAGAGCACUCGGGGUUUCCUUUCGUCCCUGGGAUCCCCUCUGCGUUCUGCCAGCCCCUCUCUUGAAGAAAUGGCUUCUCUAGAGGAGGAAGCCUGCAGCCUUAAGGUUGAUUCCAAAGAUACUUCCCGUAACUCCACAAACUCUGAAUGUGCAGCUGAAGCUGAGGGUCAAAAUGAUAUGACGGAGGAACCAAACAAGGUCCAGAAAAGGAGGAGGGAUAGACUUCGAGACCAAGGCUCUACAAUGAUCUACCUGAAGGCUAUCCAGGGCAUCCUGGGAAAAUCAAUGCCAAAAAGGAAGGGAGAGGCGGCCACUAGGGCAAAACCCAGCACAGGGGAGCACCCCAGCCGUGGAGAACGACCAGCCAGGAGUGUCACCGUCUCUCAGAAGGAGAAGGCGGCAGCCCCAGAGGGCAAGGUGGAGGAGGAAAAGACUGUGAUAGAGAGGAGCAGCUUCUGUGACAGGAGGGUGAUCGUAGACCCUCAGGAGAAACUGAGUGAGGAGCCCCUCGGUGACCGGAGGACAGUCAUUGAAAAAACCUCUCCACCCAUGGAAUUUUUGGAUGUCUGUGACUCCCAGUCAGAAAUAGAAAAGCCUCAAGAAAGGGAGGUGGUGAUAGACCACCCCUCUUCAGGAAGUGACUGGUCUGACGUGGAUGAGAUAUCCACCGUCAGAUUCUCUCAGGAGGAGCCAGUGUUGACAAACCUCUCAGCAGUUUCCGAACCUUCGCCCUUUGCCACUGACUAUGUCAUGUACCCACCCCAUUUAUACAGUAGUCCGUGGUGUGACUACGCCAGUUACUGGACUAGCAGUCCCAAGCCUUCCAGCUACGCCUCAGUCGGCAGCAGCAGCAACGACACGUCCCAGGCCGGGAGAAGCAGCCGGAGCCUCCUGAAUGACUAUUCCCCCAACCCUACCAUGGGCUCCCAAAACCCAUCCAGAGACCUGAUGGCAACAGAUGAAGGCAGAUCCCAGAAUUCUCGUUCAUUUCAUUUCUCCCGAAGCUCUGAUGAAGAGGUGAAGGAGAAAAGAACAUUCCAGGAGGAGGCGCCACCCCGUCCUUGUGGAAGACACGUGUCUGGCUCCACAUGUGGCUCCCUGCCUAGGAGCCACCGGGAGCCAAGCCUCGAGGAAGGUUUCAUUGAUACUCAUUGUCAUUUGGACAUGCUCUACUCCAAGUUGUCAUUCAAGGGGACCUUUACCAAGUUCAGAAAAAUCUAUAGCAGCUCCUUCCCCAAGGAAUUUCAGGGCUGCAUCUCUGACUUCUGUGAUCCUCGGACACUGACAGAUUGUCUGUGGGAGGAUCUGUUGAAAGAGGAUCUGGUUUGGGGAGCCUUUGGCUGCCACCCUCAUUUUGCACGUUACUACAGUGAGAGUCAAGAAAGAAACCUUUUGCAAGCCUUAAGGCACCCCAAGGCUGUGGCAUUUGGGGAAAUGGGCUUGGAUUACUCCUAUAAGUGCACCACGCCUGUUCCAGAACAGCACAAGGUAUUCGAGAGACAGCUGCAGCUGGCCGUGUCUCUAAAGAAGCCCUUGGUGAUCCACUGCCGAGAAGCUGACGAAGAUCUUCUGGCCAUCAUGAAAAAAUUUGUGCCCUCUGACUACAAGAUCCAUAGGCACUGUUUCACUGGCAGCUACCCCGUCAUCGAGCCCCUGUUGAAGCACUUUCCCAACAUGUCUGUGGGCUUCACGGCAGUCCUGACUUACUCUUCCGCCUGGGAGGCCCGGGAAGCUCUGAAGCAGAUUCCGCUGGAGCGGAUCAUCGUGGAAACUGACGCUCCCUACUUCCUCCCUCGUCAGGUUCCAAAAAGCCUUUGCCAGUAUGCCCACCCAGGCCUGGCCUUGCAUACGGUUCGAGAGAUUGCCAGGGUCAAAGAUCAGCCGCUCUCCCACACCUUAGCCACUCUGCGUGAGAACACCAAUCGCCUCUACAACCUUUAAGCAGAGGGGACGCUGUCAGGAUAUCUGAGAAAAGGGAGACCAGCGGCCUGACAGAAAGAGCACAGUCUUAGUUUGAAGUCUGCCUGUGACCCAGGUCAAGGAUGUGUGUGGAGAGCUGAUUGGAAUGGAGAAAGCUGGGACAGCAUGUUCAAAAAACCUCCUCAUAAGGCUUCUGCUUCUGGCUUUUGGGAUGGGGUACAGUGGAGUGGGGUGAAUGAGGGCUGAGGGGAGCUGCCCUUGAUAUCAUCAGGGUUUGGCUUCCCAGCCACAAUGCUCCGGGGCAGUCAGUGAAGAAGGAAGAGUCUGACGUAAGGAUGCCAGUUUGCCAGUCCAACUCCCUGUUCUUUGCAGCCUGUGUUUUUGAGCAGUCUGUGAAUAAAGACACCCUCCUACUCCUCUAAGCCCAUGUGGGUAUAUAACUUGAUUCCUAGUUCUCAGUUCUAAAAAUGAAUUCCCAAGUGAGAGUUCUGUUUUGGGGGAAAUUCACUGGCUGUCUUCAGUGCUUUAUUUUUUUGCAACCAGUGAAGUCAUUCCCCUUUGUUCCCUGGCUGUCAGUAUUCUGGUGUCAAUUCCAGCAUCAGCACGAGUGGAAAGACUUCAGCUGCUGGUCUUAUUAGAGUUCCAGUGCCAAACACUGGCCAGUGGAGAUUCAGGACAGACUGGAGGACUCAAGGAAGAGGCCUUCCUGAGGGAAGAGGACCCCAAAGGAAGAUGUGUUCCUUACUUACAAGCUGCUCCCAGGGCUGCUUCUUGGGUAUGUUAAAAUAGUAAGAGUUCACUUUGCAGCAGAAGCUACCUGCUAGUCUGGUGUCAGGGUGUCCCGGCUCCCCUUUGCCCCAUUUUUGCUCCCUUCUGGAACACUGGACCAAAAAUACUUCUGUUUCAUCCUGUGUAACAUUUUCUUGUGGUACCCCACCCAGGUUGAGAGGUAAAUCAAUUUUUAAUUCUCCAGGUCCCUGCUGGGGCACCUCAGCCAUGUUAUAUUGCCUGUGCGAAAUAAGCAGGCCUCGUGUCUAUAGAUGUCCCUGUCCUGCCUCUCCUGGGCGUGUCCCUUGCCUUUGCCCUCUCACUGUCCUGUCUCUGUGUGUUAGGUUUGAGACCCUCUCCUUCCUCUUUGAAGCAACCAUGUCAUCUGAAAUUCUGAAUUGUGCCCUGCUCCUUGUUGGGGCUUGUGAAGCUGCAUUCAGUACAGGCCCUGUAAGAUCAUGGUGGUUUAGUGUCAAGCGUGAGGACACGCUGUGCUUUGUCCAGAAGGCUUCUUCACUCCAAUCCCCUGCAGUGAGACAGAUCCAUUACCCAGGGUCCCCCGUCUGUUUCUUGGAGGCCACUAGCUCACAUCCUAAAAUCCUAAAAACUAAUGGUGGUUUCCUCCAAGGGUUUUUGGAAGGUGCAUUGGAGCCUUGUAAGCUUCAAUAGAAUGGAUUUAAUAUGUCAUAUCUGGUAUGUCCAUCUUACCCCUAGUACACAAGUCCCUGGCCUGGGAGUUAGGCCUUGAUUCAUGGUUGCUCUAACAUGGAUCUAGCUGCGUGGUUAUCUUGCCUGUGCUGACGUGGCAGUUUGCCAAUAUGGGGAACGGCGGGGGUGGGGGGGAGCUUUGUUCUGCUUGAAAGUCUUGGGGAAUUGCUAACUAUUUCUCCACAACAAGCCCUAUGAGUCCAUACCGCCUAUACUUGUAACCAACUAGUCCUGGGUUAGAGGAUUAAAUUGAUGACUAAAUGGAUGUCUCUGAUCCUAUGCAGUCCCCCUUCCAAGGAAAAGCACAAGGUGCUAUAUACAUUUAUCUCUUGGAUUAUCACUAAUGUGCUGUUACACAGUGUGACAUUACCUAUGUGGGCGUGAAAGCUUGCUGGCGUUUCUGAUUCCGUUUUUUGGAUGGGUGAUUGAUUGUGCUAUGCUGCCGGAAUGCCUCUGUAUUCCCCCCCUGCACCCUUUGGCCAUCUCUUUCUGAAAAUAAACUGAUGGGUCCUCUAGUCAACUUUCAAACUUUGUUUGGAUUUCUCCAAGUGUUUUAAUCUUGUUGGCUAGCUCUAUAACCUGAGAAUCCAAAUGUCUGGAGACAUUCUCAAGUAUACAUGUGCCUCUAUGUAAAAUUAAGCUGUGGAUAUAAGAAUACAUGGCACUGUCUUAACAGUUGUGCUGGAUUUGAGUCUUAACUCUUAUUUUACUGCCUGGGAACUUGGAUGUACUGCUUUUUCUGAGCUUUUGAAAAGUGCAUAGAUAUUUAGAUAUCUACCCCCCCCCCCCCAAUAAGGUAGUAGGAGGAAGAAAAAUCGAGUAUGUGGGGUGUCAGUGACUCAUUUGUACUUUGGGCUUUGGACUGUGAACUCUCUUGAUGCCUCCUGGGUAAACUUUUGGAGGAAAUUGUAUUUUGCGGCUUGCCUUCAGUCCCCUAAUUUUGUACUAAGUUAGAGUCGAAAACGAGUGUGGAAGUGGGAAAAAUAGACCUGGACCUGCAAGUAGAAAAGAGGGCUCUGUUUCAAGAAUGCUAAAAAAAAUUUGAAAUUCCUGUUGAUGCUUUAUCUCAUGUGUUUCCCAGUUGAGCACAUAGUUGACUGUCUGCUCAGUGAUAGAUUUGUGGAUGACGAUCUGCUGCUCUGAGGUUUCUGGUGUUUCCAUCUUUCUCUCUUUAUUAAGUUUGGGAUUGAUGCUGAUCAUUUACUGUCAGCACUUUUAUUUUUGCAUUACUCAUUUUUUUAAAAUAUAAGAGCAAAUGGUCAGUGAAAUCUACAGUGAUAAGCAAAUUCUAUCAAACAAGGAUGGCAACCGAACUUUGAAUUGGUGGCCGGCCAGAUCCAACCAUGAUCACCGAAAAUGUUGUUUGUCAGUGAUGUUUGAAAGUGGAUUCAGAAGGUGGUUUGGUGUGGGUGUCUCAGUUCUCCUCUUUGUGCACUGUCAUGGAACUUCUGAGCACAUAUGUACAAGUUGUAUAAGUUAUAUACAUGUGCAACUAUACCAGUGUAAUAGGUACAUUAUAAAAUGCAAAAUAGAAAUUUCUUCAAAAGGAGGAUUUUUUUUUUCACUCAUCCCCCAUGUACCCCACUUAAGUCACUCAUUAGUUAUUAGCAUCAUUAAAUAAUGCACCAAGUAGUAGGUUUAAGAAAGCUGACACAGGAACAAUAUGCUUGAAAUGUUACAUUUUCUCAAGUUUGUCCCCUGACCAUUUCCUUUGAUAAAUUCCAUUUCUAACAACUGUUGACUUGAAAUUGCCCCCCCCACCAGUUGUCCUAGUGUAUUAUGAAGGAAAAUGAAAAAUAGAAACAAAAUAAAUCCCUUGGAUUCCUAGGCAAGGGAAGUGACAUUGACUAGAAGGCAGUCGACUAUGGUGGGAGAAGCAUGCAGUGCAUACCAUACAUAGCCUUGGAUAUGAAUCUGCCACGCGACCUUGAGAAGGUUACUUAAUUUCUCUGAACUUCGUUUUUCUCCUUCUUAAGUAGACUUGUUGUAAAAUUGGUACUGGAACUGCAUUAAUUUCUGUAAGUACUUAGAACAGUGCCUGUGCCUAGCUGGAAUGCAGUGAGUGGGGGCUGUCCGGCUGUGCUCGUGUGUGCGAUCUUGUUCAGCCUCGACAGUGUGGUGGGUGUUUUUCCUGUGAGGAGCCUGAGACGUUCAGUAUCUUGGUCUGGAGCAUGCAACGGGUCUUCAAAUUCCAGCCUGACUCCAAAGCCCACAGCGUCCCACCACACAGAUGAGUGUGUCCCAUCCAGGGUGGGUGCUCAGAACUUGUUUCUUGAAUGAAUGGCUGAUGCACGCCAGAGAGAACCUUUGAAUCCUCUGAGAUGGAAGUAAGUUCUUGUCUGGUGGGAGAAGCGUCCAGUGGCCAGCAUUCUGUUAGGGCCUGUGCUGGUGCCUACCCCCCACCCCCAGUCUAGUGGAUGCUUUCUCUCCAGGUCUGGUGCUAGUUUUGUGGACCAUUUUGGCCAUGCUUGGGCCAGUGGAUCCCCUUCCCUAGUGACGGUGAAGAGGGCCGUGGCUAUGAUUUGCGAUGAUCAGGGUUGCAUACACUUAGAAGGUAACAGUGGGUGGAGUUAAGCUCCAGGACAAGCCUGUCUCUGUGCAUUGUGCUGUUCGCCUGAGUGGGUAGGAGGCUGGCAGUCUGGAGGCCUGAGGAAUGGCCUCUCCCUCUAUUUCUACUUCCUUUCUCCUUCCCUCUUUCCCCAGCUUACUUCCCCUGUCUCCAAUACCUUAAAUUCCUUCAGUGGUGAUGAAAUCUUUUAGUCUAUGGAUAGUACUGCAACUUUGGGGCAGAUGUUUCGGAGAACAAGGACUCAGUGAACUAAGUCACUGUGCGUUCUCUAUAUAGUCAGUGUCAUCCUAGAGAUGGAAAUAUGUAUGAGAGAGAGAGUGUGUGUGUGUGCGCGCGCAUGUACAAGUGUGUGUUGUCUGCCCAAGCACACACAUGGAGUCAACAACAGAGUUAGGGCUAGAGGAUUUGGGGGAAAGUUAGCAAGAGAGGAAAGAGACACCUUUUUCAUAUAUUGCCAGUUUUGCUGAGAGCCCCACCUGGCCAGAUCUGAAUUUUCUUUAGAAUUAUACAAUAGUCAGCACCUUUUCCAUCCAGGUGGGGUGAACUGACUCUGCAGUGCGUUGUGCAGGGUGAAUAAGAUCAAGUUGCCACUAAGCCAGCAGGUUUCAAAUGAUAAUGUGUGUAUUUAAUAACCUGGGGAUCUUGCUGGUCCUGAUAUAGUACAGAGCUGGGUGGGGACUGAGAGUCUGCAUUUCUCAGAAGUUCCCAGAUGAGGGUAAUGUUCCAUGGGCCAGCAGCCAGUCACAGAUCAGGCAUGGCAGUUGGGUUUUGGUGUGCCCAUAGAAUUGGUGCCCUUAGGGCUGUGCCUUGAGUUUCAGGUGGCCAGCAUUUUAUUUAAGGAGGCAUUUUCCUCCUACAGCCCUCUGGGAAUGGAGCUUUUUCCCCAACUCUGUGGUUUCCUACAUAUUUCUAAUAAGUGCUCUUAUGUCUGAGUUGGCAAGUUGGCAAGCUAAGCUUUGGAGCCUCCUUGUUCUUUGUCUUUUCUUCCUCUUAGCGAUGUACCCUGUCUUUCAUCAUCAGUACCGGGAAGUUAGUUCACACUAUGGUGUGAAUGACUGAUAAGUGACACUCCUCCCAGUAGGACUCAUGUCUUAACAGGAAUUAAGUUGUGGCACUUAAAGAGCAAGGCUAAUCUCACCUGUGAGCUGGAGUUGAGGGAAAUGUUUUGGAACACCUACCUGGUAUACCUCUGAAGUAACCAGGGCAAUGGCCAGCUUUGCCAGUAUCAGGAGGGCAUCUGCUUUGUGAGGACUUCUCAGUAAUGGAGAAGGAGAAAGGUAGUUACUUUAGCUGUGUCUAGCGCUGGCAGAUAGCCACUGCUAUGCUCUUCACUUAUGUAUGUCCUACCAUCAUCCCAUUAUUAAUCAUUCCAUUAAUUGGUCUUGAAUGGAUGUUGACUCUGAUAAUACCACCUGAAAUUUCUUUGUCUACACAGUCCUUGAUUUUUUAUGAGCUUUGAAUACAGCUGCGUUAAAGAAACUCUGAUAUUUAUAGGAACUGUGUCUCUGCUCUCUCUUUUUUUUUUUUUAAGAAGAAACUUUCCAUCAUGCAGUCCCUCAGUAAUUUAUCUGCAUGUAUGUGUUGGUUUAAUUUGGUUUUGUAAGCAUGCCUUACUGCCUCAUUGACAUACCUUUUUUAUUUUCUCUUCCCAUUGACCAUAGGACAAGAAUUUUUUUUUUUUUUAAAGAUUGAUUUAUUUCAAUGAAGUGUGAAGUUUUCCUGCUUGGUGAAAUAAAUUCCUAUUUUAAACGUU
Choloepus didactylus (southern two-toed sloth) is the source of this 8687-nucleotide messenger RNA. RefSeq names its product TatD DNase domain containing 2 (gene TATDN2). Lineage: Eukaryota; Metazoa; Chordata; Mammalia; Pilosa; Megalonychidae. The record is from RefSeq and is a predicted model, not a curated record. Gene Ontology annotation, molecular function: hydrolase activity, acting on ester bonds. The transcript has 8 exons. Bases 658 to 2910 code for a protein of 750 amino acids.